UUUUUAUUUUGUUUUGUUUGAUUUUUCUUUUUGAGUUUUUUAGGUACCUUGUUCGUGUUCUACGGUGUGAUAGCCAUCUACCACGUUCGGACUUGAAGACGAAGGAGUGUAUUAUUUUAGGUAAAAAUAAAAAAUAAAAAUAAAAAAGUGAAUGCACACGCGAUCACAGGGUACACCACCGUUUGGGUUGCUCUGUUAUCAAAGAAGAAGAGUUAGAGGAUCGCCUACUGAAAUCUUCCCGGACUAUCCGAGUCCAAUCAGAGGCAACUUGUUCAGCGAGCCGAGUACAGAAAGAGAUUCAGAAUCAGAAAGUGAGAUGGCAGAUAAUAAUGAGAUACCACCACCUGUUGUGAGGUUUGGCGAUACACUGAGAUCGGGAAUUGAGUACCCCGGAGAGUUUGCUUAUGCGAACAACAACAUCAACAUUCCACCUCACUAUAUUAGUUUGGUGAAUGGGGGGAAUCUUUUCCAUGGACGGGAUGAUGAGGACCCGGUGAGCCACCUCAAUGCCUUCUACGAGUUGACGAACUCUCACAGACCCCCGAAUGUGGAACACAAUCUAAUCAAGAGGGUCUUAUUCCCAUUCUCUCUGAGGGAGAAAGCAAGAGCUUGGUAUGACUCUAUCCCGGGCUACAACAUAGCAACGUUCCAAGAGUUGAAGACGUUGUUCCUCUUGGAAUACAAUUCUCCUAUGAAGAUUGAGAAGUUGAGAGAGGAGAUCACCUCUUUCCGACAAAAGUAUGACGAGUCCUUCGCGGAAGCAUGGAAGAGAUUCACGGAAUUGAUAAGGAAAUGCCCAAGUCACGGACUAGCUCCGGGGCAUGACCUUUUGAAAUUCUACAAGGGACUCAACAGUGAAGGCACGGGAUUGGUGACUGCAGGUUCGAAUGGGAACCUAGAUGAUCUAACUCACGAUGAGGUGAGGGCUUUGUUUCAAAGGCUGGCCAACAAUCAACGGAAUUGGCACAAUCCAAGGCGAGGGGCUGAUAGAGCGGGAGAUACAUUUGGUGCUACCAAGGAUGCGGAAAGAGUGACCGCAAUUGAGGCUCAACUGGCGGACAUUAGCACUCAAAUGUCGUCGAUGACAAAGGCAGUUAAAUCUCUUCAACUGACUCCUCAACCCCAAGCUGUGACGGUGAUGAGAUGUGGGUUGUGCCAAGGCGGGCAUCAUACUGAUCAGUGCCCAAGUCUUCAAGGACCACCUGUGGAAGAUGUGAACUAUAUUGGCAACAAUCGCCAAGGGUUCAAUCAAGGCAACCAAUACAACAAUCAGCAAAAUUGGAGACCUCAACAAACGGGAUGGAAUCAGGCUGGUCCUAGCAACAACUCGGGAAAUCAAUGGAGGAACAACACUCAACCGCCGGGUUAUGAGAAGAAGCCAACCGUCGAGGAUCAGUUGGGGCAGAUUCUCUCUUUCAUGACUAAGAGUCAAAAGGAGAACGAAAAUUUCAAGGAAAGGACGGUGGAAAAGUUUGGGCAGAUGGAUGCGACAAUGAGGAAUCUUGAGACGCAGAUAGGGCAGCUUGCCACGGCAUCACACACGAGGAUUCCUAACACCAUCCCGAGCAAUACCGUACCUAAUCCGAGAGGCAAUGAACAGUGUAAGGCAGUGGUCUUGAGAAGUGGUCGUGAGUUGGAUUCGACACCAUCAAUGGACGGCCAAGGUACUUCCGGCAUCUCACACGCAGGGGCGGAUGAGAUGUUAGGCUUGCAUUCCUCGCACGCAGGGGCGGACGAGGCAUGUAAGGGAAGUCCCGCGUUGGUGCAGGGUGCCCAACAUGGUCAAGAACAGGCUGCAUCCGGCAGCAAGGAAAAUGGUGUAGAAGCCGAGUUAAGUGAGAAGUUUUUGGCAGAAAAGAAGGGAAAGCAGAAAGUAGAGAUGGGAUCAAAUGGACAGCUGAUGACAAGUCCGGCAUUAGACCCGAAAAGCAAGUUCAACUUCCCUGAUCACAUUCCUCCUCCACCAUAUCCACCGAAGAGGAAGAAGAGAGCUCCAAAGGAGAAAAGCUUCGAGUGGAUGAUGAACGUGAUUCGAAAAGUGAAUGUGGAUGUAUCGUUGGUGGACCUCUUCACUAAUUUCCCCAAGUUCUCCAAGUUCUUUAAGGACAUGAUGGCAAACAAGGAGAAACUUCAAGACGAGGGAAUAGUGGCAUUGAGCAUGAAUUGCUCACAAUUGAUUUCGGGAAUGAUGCCCAUGAAGAAGAGGGAUCCGGGAAGUUGUGUGAUUCCUUGUGAGAUAGGCAACACAAUUUUCACCAAAUGUCUAUUGGAUCAAGGAUCGGGGAUCUCACUGAUGGCAUUGAAAACAGCACGUGCCAUUGGACUGGAGAACAGAAUGGAGCCCAUCGACAUUGCUCUACAACUGGCUGAUCAUUCCAUUGUGAAGCCCACUGGAAUAGUAGAGGAUGUCUUGGUCAAGGUAGACAAGUUCGUCAUCCCCGUUGAUUUCAUAGUAUUGGAUAUGCCCGAGGACAAAGAGGUGCCAAUUCUGUUUGGCAGACCGUUUCUUGCCACAGGGGACGUGUUGCUAGGAGCAAAGGACAACUCGGUCACGUUUAGAAUUAAUGGUGAGCAAGUGACCAUUAAUGUGGAGAAAGCGAUGAAGCAUCCUAGUGAUGCAAAAGCGUGCUUUAGAGUUGAUGUCCUCGACAAGUGUAUCUUUGACAAGAUGCGUUGCUCGGCAAGUAUAGAAGGAAGUGUUUAUGAUAAGGGGAGCUUGGAAAGAGACUUUGGUUCGACAAUUAAAGUUGAUUUUCAUUUUGAUGAAAGUGAGGAUGCUCAAAUUGAUCAACCAAGUCUAGAGAAUGAAUGUGUGGUGGAUACUUUCGUGGCGGAUGUGCAGCCCUCAAUUGAAGUACCACCAAAGCUAGAAUUGAAGCCACUCCCGACAAAUCUGAAAUACGCAUUCCUUGGUGAGGAUGAAUCUUUACCGGUUGUGAUAUCGGCGAUGUUGAAUGAUGAAGAGGAAUUGAAGUUGAUAGAGCUACUGAAGUCACACAAGAAAGCUCUAGGUUGGUCCAUUGCCGACAUCAAAGGAAUUAGCCCCGCAAUAUGCAUGCAUAAAAUCUUGAUGGAAGAUGGAGCUAAGCCGGUAAGAGAGAGACAAAGGAGGUUGAACCCACUUAUGCAGGAAGUGGUUGAAAAAGAAGUGAAGAAAUUGCUGAAAUAUGGGAUGAUCUAUCCCAUUUCCGAUAGUGAGUGGGUUAGCCCGGUACAAUGUGUACCAAAGAAAGGGGGAAUAACCGUGACCGUCAAUGAGAAGAAUGAGGUUUUGGCAACUCGAUUGGUGAACUCAUGGAGAGUUUGCAUGGAUUAUAGAAAGUUGAAUACGGCGACGAGAAAAGAUCACUUCCCGUUGCCAUUUCUGGAUCAGUUGCUCGAUAGGAUUGCGGGUUAUUCCCAUUAUUGCUUUCUAGAUGGAUAUUCGGGGUACAAUCAGAUUGCAAUUGCCCCGGAAGAUCAAGAAAAGACGACAUUCACAUGUCCUAUUGGAACUUAUGCCUUCCGUCGGAUGCCUUUUGGUUUGUGUAAUGCACCGGCUACAUUCCAACGUUGCAUGAUGGCAAUUUUUUCUGAUAUGAAUGAAGACAUCAUGGAGAUCUUCAUGGAUGAUUUCUCCGUCUUUGGAUCCUCAUUUGACUUUUGCUUAGAAAACUUGAGACGGGUCCUACAAAGAUGUGAAGAAUCAAAUCUCGUGCUCAAUUGGGAAAAGUGUCAGUUCAUGGUCAAGGAAGGCAUAGUGUUGGGACACAAGGUGUCAGAGUUGGGGUUGGAGAUGGAUAAGGCGAAGAUUGAUGUGAUCUCAAAGUUACCUCCCCCAACGAAUGUGAAGGGCAUCCGUAGUUUCCUUGGACAUGCGGGAUUCUACCGACGUUUUAUAAAGGAUUUUUCAAAGAUUGCAAAGCCACUUUGCAACUUGCUUGAAAAGGAUGCCAAGUUCGUCUUUGAUGGGAAAUGCCUUGAGGCAUUUGAAUUGCUGAAGAAAAAGCUAGUCGAAGCUCCUAUUAUUAUCACACCCGACUGGUCAAAGCCGUUUGAGCUGAUGUGUGAUGCUUCGGACUAUGCUGUGGGGGCCGUUCUAGGCCAAAGGAGAGACAAGGUUCUACACGCUGUCUACUAUGCUAGCAAAGUACUCAACGAAGCUCAACUGAAUUACACCACGACAGAGAAGGAAAUGCUAGCAGUAGUGUAUGCUUUUGAGAAGUUUCGUGCUUACUUACUUGGCACGAAGGUGGUAGUGUUUACGGAUCAUUCGGCUAUCAAGUACUUGAUGAACAAGAAAGAUGCAAAGCCUCGGUUGGUGAGGUGGAUCCUUUUACUACAAGAGUUUGAUGUGGAAAUCAAAGACAAAAAGGGGACCGAGAAUUUGGUAGCCGAUCAUCUGUCUAGAUUAGAGGGAUUGGAAGAGACGGAAGAUGAAAGAAAGAAAAGGAUAAAUGAGAAAUUUCCCGACGAGCAAGUGUUGCAAGUGGAGGCUCGGGAAACAUAUGUGCCGUGGUUUGCCAAUUUGGCAAACUACCUUGUCACGGGCAUUAUACCAGAAGGGUUGUCAUCUAACCAAAAGAAGAAGUUUUUGAGUGACACCCGCACAUAUGUUUGGGAAGAUCCGUUUCUCUUCCGGAUUUGUAGUGAUGGAGUGAUUCGAAGGUGCGUUGGAGAGCAUGAGCACCUUCAGAUUUUGUCUGCAUGCCAUGAUUCGUUGUAUGGCGGCCACUUUGGAGCACGACGAACUGCUUUUAAAGUGCUUCAGUCCGGAUUCUUUUGGCCAUCGAUCUUCAAGGAUGCAAAAGCCUAUGUAGAACGAUGUGACAGUUGCCAAAGAGCCGGCAAUAUCUCGUGGAGGAAUGAAAUGCCGAUGAAUAAUAUUCACGAGGUAGAACUUUUCGAUGUUUGGGGAAUAGACUUCAUGGGACCGUUUCCCAAGUCUAAUGGGCAGCAAUACAUUCUCGUUGCUGUCGACUACGUAUCUAAGUGGGUAGAGGCAGUGGCCUCGGCAACCAAUGAUGCCAAAGUGGUGUUGAAAUUUAUCAAGAAUCACAUCUUUAACCGCUUUGGGACACCACGAGCCAUUAUCAGUGAUGGAGGAACUCAUUUUUGCAACAAAUUGUUUGAAAACCUCCUAGGAAAGUAUGGUGUCCAACACAAGGUUGCUACCCCUUAUCAUCCCCAAACAAGUGGUCAAGUUGAAGUCUCCAAUCGUGAGAUAAAGCGGGUGCUUGAGAAAGUUGUAAGGCCGUCUCGGAAGGAUUGGGCUCAAAAGCUAGAUGAUGCUUUGUGGGCCUAUCGAACGGCGUAUAAGACCCCGAUUGGAACUUCACCAUACAAAUUGGUAUUUGGGAAGGCUUGCCAUUUGCCGGUAGAGCUUGAGCAUAAAGCUUUUUGGGCUUUGCAAAAGCUUAAUUUGGAUUAUGAUGCUGCAGCCGAGAAGAGGAUGUGCGAUAUGAAUGAGAUGGAUGAGUUUAGGCUUCAUGCAUAUGAGAGCGUUGAUCUCUACAAAGAGCGUGCUAAGAGGGUACAUGAUGCAGCCAUUAAGCCUCGUCAAUUCCAUGAGGGACAACUGGUCCUUUUGUACAACUCUCGGCUUAGACUGUUUCCGGGCAAGCUCAAGUCAAGAUGGUGGGGUCCCUAUGUGGUGCACAAGGUAUACCCCUAUGGUGCUGUGGAUGUUCGGGAUCAGAAGAAUGGUAGCAUUUGGAAGGUGAAUGGCCAACGCUUGAAGGCCUAUGUUGGAGUUGAAAGUGGCACGGAGACAGAAGAGGUGGUCAUACUAGAGAAUCCGAAAGUGUAG
This is a messenger RNA of Salvia splendens (bonfire salvia), 5788 nucleotides long. RefSeq lists its product as uncharacterized. NCBI's taxonomy places the organism in Eukaryota, Viridiplantae, Streptophyta, Magnoliopsida, Lamiales, Lamiaceae. The record is from RefSeq and is a predicted model, not a curated record. Gene Ontology annotation, biological process: DNA integration. The transcript is spliced from 2 exons. Gene Ontology annotation, molecular function: nucleic acid binding. Bases 152 to 5788 code for a protein of 1878 amino acids.